Dipodomys ordii (Ord's kangaroo rat) is the source of this 1629-nucleotide messenger RNA. It is a transcript of the gene Tsga10ip, whose product is annotated as testis specific, 10 interacting protein. The transcript has 8 exons. Gene Ontology annotation, cellular component: ciliary basal body; photoreceptor connecting cilium; cilium. Bases 1 to 1629 code for a protein of 542 amino acids. Gene Ontology annotation, biological process: cilium organization. NCBI's taxonomy places the organism in Eukaryota, Metazoa, Chordata, Mammalia, Rodentia, Heteromyidae. The record is from RefSeq and is a predicted model, not a curated record.
AUGCAAAACCCCCAUCAACAGUUGGUCAGGGCCACUUCCAGGAGACCCAAGCAGGAUCUGCUGUCACAGGCUCCAGGGAAAACAAAAGGGCUGAUCAAGUUUCUGUCCAGCCUCUCCCAGAGAGGACAGGAUAGACAGGGUGGUGGUGAUGUCAUGCUGAGUUAUAACGGAAUGAAGAGAUCUCAGAGUACAGGGCAGACAGCAAAGAAGGAGCGCCAGCCUCGGAGGAGGAACAAGAAAGGUCAAGGUUCCUCUAAGGGUCUCUUUCCUUCUCCUGCUAGGAAACCCUCAUUCCCCUUCCAGUGGGCCUGGGAGAGCUACAUCACAGAUGGCCUGGCUCUGCUUCAGCAGGACUCGUUUGAGGCUGCUAGCCAACAAUCCCUAUGGCCCUUAUCAUCAGGCAUGUCCAAGCUCAGGUCCAGGCACAAGUCCACAAUCAACCUCCCAGAGGCCCUUGACUUCUGUCAGAAGAUGGAGGCCCAAAACCCAGAGAGGAAGCAGCGGCUGUCAACAUGGGGAGAAGACCCCCGGCCUCCUGAUAAAGCUGAGAACAAGGCUGAAUCAGGAUCAGAGUCUGAAGAGAAUGAGGAGGCCUCAGAGUCAGAAAGCUCUGAGGUUGAGGAGGCUGAAGAGGUUCCGAGCUCUAAGGAACCGCCCCAGCUCCACAGGAGAGACGCCAUCUUGGAUGAGGAACAGUUCUCAGAUAUAUCAGAAGAGGCUGAAGAGGGGGCGCCUCAAACCUUCCAUGAAAGGAAGGACAGCUCUAAGAAAAAGGAGAAUUCCGAGGAGGCCUUAGAAGAAGGGGACCUACAAGGCCAGAGCCACGAAAAGGGUGCCAACUCCAGCAGCCUCCGAGGGCUGCUGAAGGGAAAGUCAAGGCCCAAGGACUUGGAGGGGCCCUGGGACCUGGAGAAGCUACACAAACAGUUACAGCAAGAAUUGGACAGUAAUGGCUCCCAGAAGCCGACGUGGAAGGCACUGCACGCUGCUCUCCGGGCCUCCAAUAAGAAUGCAAAAGCCCAUACCUUGGGAGAUGAUGAAACAUUCCUGUCUGCCAACCUCCCUAAUCGCACCUUCCACAAACGACAGGAAGCUACCAGAAGCCUGUUGCUGGCCUGGGAGCGGCAGCAGCAGGAGGAGCGCCAGCAGGCUGAGAUGCGAAGGGCCCGGGAACAGCGAGUUCAGCACCAGGUGGCCCGUUGUCUGGCAGCCUAUGCACCCCGAGGGAGCAAAGGUUCCGGGACUACCCAGCACAAGCUGGAGGAGCUGAGGCGCCAGGAGCGACAGCGCUUUGUUGAGUACCAGACUGAGCUGCAAGGCAUCCGGCACCGGGUGCAGGCCCGACCCUUCCUAUUCCAGCAGGCCAUGCAGGCCAACGCUCGGCUCACUGUCACCCGGCGCUUCUCCCAGGUGCUGUCAGCCCUGGGUGUAGAUGAGGAGCUGCUGCUGGCUGAGGCAGGAAAGGGGCACGGGCACAAAGAGGGCACCUCCCGGAAGUCCAGGAGCCAUCGGUCAGUAGGGAUAAGAAUGAAGCCCUCUUCUCAGAGCCCCCCAAGAACAGAAGCCAUGGAUGCUCAGUCGGGCAGAUACUCUUCCCCAUGCCUGGUCCCAGAGAAACCCUCGAGAUAA